AUAAGGCUGGACAAAUUGUUUGUCCCCGGUCUGGGCGCUCAAGCUAAAUCGAAGCCAUCUAGGUUAUAGCUGAGCCUUUUUUUCUGGACUACGACACAACUUUCAUUCCUUAUUUCCCCUGCACGCUCUUCUGCGGACUUGUUACUUCCUCGUCGCUCCUUUCUUCUUACGCGCUGUUUUUUGGCUAUGCGGUCCCUAAGCUUCCAGUUGGGAGCGCUUACAUUCGUUGCUUUUCGUUCUUUACUAGGAGGUGUCUUCGCGGCAGACGUCAAUUUUUCAUUGAAUAUCACGAAUGCUGUCGUUGCUCCUGAUGGUUUCUCCCGCUCAGUAGUCACUGCUAAUGGGAAGAUACCCAGUCCACUUAUUUACGGGAAUGUCGGCGAUCGGUUCCUCAUCAAUGUUACCGACAGCCUAACGGACCCAACCAUGAUAAGGUCCACUUCUAUCCAUUGGCACGGUAUUCUCCAGAAGAACGGGCAUUCUGCAUCGAUGGAUGGUGCAGCAUCUGUGACCCAAUGCCCGAUCGUUCCUGGUCAUAGUUAUACAUACAACUUCUCUUGUCCAGUACAGAGCGGAACAUACUGGUAUCACUCGCAUUUGUCGACACAGUAUUGCGAUGGCUUGUCUGGUCCUUUGGUCAUCUAUGAUCCCGAGGACCCGCUAAAAUUCCUUUACGAUGUCGAUGAUGAGUCAACCGUGAUUUCGUUGUCGGAUUGGUACCACACACCUGCACCGCAGCUCAAUGGCCUUCCUGGACCCCCACCUGUUCCCGAUUCGACUCUUAUCAACGGCCUUGGACGAUGGAACAUUAAUCCUACUAGUGAACUUGCAGUUAUUCGUGCCCAGCCAGGCAAACGCCAUCGGUUCAGGGUUGUUAACAUGAGCUGCCAUCCUUCGUACAACUUUUCGAUUUCCGGCCAUAAGAUGAUAGUUAUUGAAGCGGAUGGAGUUGAGACAGACCCGGUCAUGGUGGAUUCGCUCGAAAUAUUCGCUGGUCAACGGUAUUCGAUUGUCGUUAUAAUGGACAAGCCUGUUGGCAAUUAUUGGAUCCGUGCAAUCCCGAGCUAUCCGAACAAUGCUACUACAGAUAACGGAGUCAACUCUGCCAUUCUUCGUUAUGAAGGUGCAAGUGCUACCGAACCGUCUAAAGAUUUCGAGCCACAGUAUCCUGUAGUGCUGAAGGAGACCGAUCUUCAUCCUCUUCGCGAACCUGGAGCACCUGGUGAACCAUACCCUGGUGGUGCCGACGUAGUUCUUACGUUGAAACCAUCUUUCAAGAGUGGGUCAUGGGCGGUGAAUAAUGCUACAUUCACUCCUCCAAGCAUUCCCGUGCUGCUCCAAGUCCUAAGUGGCGCAAGCAGUGCACAAGAUUUGCUUCCAGCUGGAUCGGUAUACACACUCCCUCCAAAUAAGGUCAUCGAGGUCACUGUUCAGGGAAUAAACGACCAUCCUUUCCAUCUGCACGGACAUACUUUCGACGUUAUCCAAACCGCUGGGAGCUCCGAAUAUAAUUUCGUGAACCCUGUACGACGGGACGUCGUUACACCAGGCCAAAUAACCGAUAACAUUACCAUUCGUUUCGUCACGGAUAAUCCUGGCCCAUGGUUCUUCCAUUGUCAUAUCGAUUGGCAUUUGGAACAUGGACUGGCUGUUGUGUUCGCUGAGGAUGUGGAUGGGAUGAGAAGUGAUGAUGUACCUGGAGACAGCUGGAAGGACUUGUGUCCUCUGUACGAUCAGCUUAACCCAGACAAGCAUCUUCGGUAAUCUGGCAUAGAUUCGUCUCUAUGCGUAUGCGUGAUCUCGGCUUCCACUCGUUUCUUCUUGGGUUAAUUGGAGUAUUCAUCAAUCAAUCCUCACUCCUAACGCAACCAACUCGGACUUCCGUACAUUACUACUUGGACUCUUAACUAACAAAGGACAGUAUCUUCUACUUCCACCGGCAAUUAAUCUGAAUGCUAUCUUAUUUUCGCUUUGUACAUGCGUUCUACUUCCUACGAAAAAAUUAACCUAAUAUUGCUUUGCCUCGCCUGUGCUUGCAUGUCAACUGCAUAAUACUAGCACUCCACUCGUUUGUCUUUAGUUAUAUGUUAUUUUUAGCCAGAUAAUGUCAACAAUGCAGUAUAUAUCGA
Messenger RNA from Fomitiporia mediterranea MF3/22, 2129 nucleotides. It is a transcript of the gene Fmlcc7, whose product is annotated as laccase. The record is from RefSeq and is a predicted model, not a curated record. The transcript has 16 exons. NCBI's taxonomy places the organism in Eukaryota, Fungi, Basidiomycota, Agaricomycetes, Hymenochaetales, Hymenochaetaceae. Bases 187 to 1764 code for a protein of 525 amino acids. Gene Ontology annotation, molecular function: oxidoreductase activity; copper ion binding.